Metarhizium brunneum ARSEF 3297 is the source of this 915-nucleotide messenger RNA. Its product is annotated as Oxidoreductase swnR. The record is from RefSeq and is a predicted model, not a curated record. Lineage: Eukaryota; Fungi; Ascomycota; Sordariomycetes; Hypocreales; Clavicipitaceae.
AUGAAGGUUGCCAUCGUGGCCGCCGGCGAUCUCGCCCGCUACUUCAUCGAGGAGCUCCGUGCUCAGGGCCACGAAGUCAUAACCAUCUCCCGCUCCAAGAAGGACCACCUCGACAAACUCGGCAUCUCCCAACACGUAUCCGACUACUCAGUCUCAAGCCUGACCAGCAUCCUCAAUGACUGCGACGCCGUGAUUUGCACCAUCCGCGCCGGCGUCCCCAACUUCACCACCGUCCACAAAGCUAUUCUCCAAGCGUGCCAGACUUCACCCAGAUGCAAGCGCUUUAUCCCGUCCGCAUGGUCCGGUAAUCUCGAAGGGUUCCCCGACGAGCCACUCGAAUGGGCCGACGAGCUACAGCCCACGCUUCGGGCGUUGGGGGCCCAGAAGGAAGUGAGUUGGAGUGCGAUAUGCCCCGGGUGGUACGCAGACUACGUGUAUCCCGCCAAACAGCGCUACCUAGUUGACAUUGGGGAGAUGUGGCCCCAGAACUACAAGGACAAGGAGUUCACGCUCUAUGGGAAGGGGAGCCAGCUCGUCAACUUCACGUCGGUGCGCGACACUGCUCGUGCGACGAUUAUGCUUCUGCAGCACGAUCGUCACGAGUGGGACCAGUACACCUAUCUGUCUGGCGAGCAGCGCACUUGGAAACAGCUGAGUGAGUUUAUCACGGCCCGGGAUCCAGCGUAUACCGUCAAGAGCAAGUCGCUGGCGAGCAGUAUCAGGCAGUACAUCGCCAGGGAGAGCGAGGAGAGUACCACGGCGGCUAUUUUUGAAAUCUGGGGCCACUCAGAGUCAUUGAUGUUUCCUUGGGAAAAGGCCCAGAGGCACCGGGAGAAGUUCUUUCGAGGCCUCAAGUUCCGCACGAUUGCCGAGUUGGCCGAUGAGGCGGCUGCGGCGCCGGCGAGCUUUCCGUGA